UUCCCGAUGGUGUGGACUCAGCAUGAUAAAGUCAAAACGGGAAAAUAUGCUAGAAAACAAAAUAUUUGCAAUUAUCUCAGGAUAGCAAAGCAAAUUAAAUUGCUUAUAGACUUUUUAUUUAUGUUACAAAUCUCAAUCUGCUUCAUCAACUUUGCUAGAAACUCACAUAACAUAAUUAAUGGCUCAAACUGAAGUCACCCAAAGAAAGUUAUUUUAUACCAGCAGCUUGAAUAAAUAUUUUUUGUGUGAUAACUGUGGCUCGGAAAAUCGAUUUAUUGAUAAAAAAUCAUUGCGCGAUCACAUUAAAUGCUGCAAUAGAAAAAUUAACUUGAAUCAGGUAACAGUAAAGCCCAGAAAAUUGAGAUCAAUAGAUACUAAAAUACAUUUUUGCCCAGUAUGCAGCAAGAAUUACGUAAAUUUUUCGACUUUACGAUACCACAUACGCCAAGCCCAUUUCAAUUUGAUAUCAAAAACCCCGUACUAUGAGCAGAAGAAGAUCAACCAAGUUUGGUUUGAGAACGUUCUCAACAGUGACGCAGUGAUAGAAGUCCACAAAACAGGUGUUAACUCUUUGGUGAUCAGACGACUAAGCAAAAACACCGCAAUCAAAGUUCAUAAAACAGAGACAAGUAAAGUUGAUUUAACUAAUAUGUAUCCAACUUAUAAUCGUAAGAAAUUGGUUCAGUGUACGGAGUGCGGAAUCAAUGUUCAUCCGCAUUUACUUAUAAAGCAUAAGUUGAAACAUCAACGAGAGAAAGAGGGGGCAAAUCAAGUUUGAAAACAAAUAUAAAUCUUAAUGUUUUCUAGAGCCUGUAAGUCUUACAAUAAGUGUAACAUAUUUAUGAACGCAAAAUGAAACCCUUGUUUUUCUAUAAUUUAAUAAAUUUGACGGCCUCUGUGGCGCAGCGGUAAUAUGCUUGUCUGUGUCACCGUAGGUCCCGGGUUCGAAUCCUGGCCAGGGCGUGAUGAGAAACGAACUUUUUCUGAUUGGCCUGGGUCUUGGAUGUUUAUCUAUAUAAGUAUUUAUUAUAAAAUAUAGUAUUGUUGAGUUAGUAUCUCGUAACACAAGUCUCGAACUUUACUUCGAGGCUAACUCAAUCAGUGUAAUUUGUCCCGUAUAUAUUUAUAUUUUAUUAUAUAUUUAUAUUAUAUCUAUAGUAUGCUCAGCAUCAUCCAAACAUCUUGUUUUUAUACUCUCUGGUGGGGAAUCAGUGUCAAGGCGUAGGUAAGGAGGGGCAGGGUGGGCAGGCCCACCACAGGCUAGUUUUAUGUCGACCCCAGAAAUUUUUAUAUUUACGCGCAAGACUUCCCAUCAUUUCUUAUUACAAUGUGUGGUCUAUAUGACCAUUUAAUUUUAAAUUUGCUGUGCUGUGAUAUAUAAGUUAUUCUGAAAAUAUUGUUCUAGUCUAUAUUAUGUAACUCCAUCUGUUUUUUAAGCUAUUUGUCUUCUUUGUAAAUUGUCAAAUUCAAAUAUAAAAUUAACCACCCAAUUAUUGUGG
Messenger RNA from Amyelois transitella, 1499 nucleotides. RefSeq lists its product as uncharacterized. The coding region runs from base 179 to 778 and encodes 199 amino acids. Lineage: Eukaryota; Metazoa; Arthropoda; Insecta; Lepidoptera; Pyralidae. The transcript is spliced from 2 exons. The record is from RefSeq and is a predicted model, not a curated record.